CCCCUCCCCAGGAAGUGACCGACUAUGGGGAAGAGCGGGGGCUGCUGCUGCCGCCAACGCUUCUGCAGCGCCUGCCUGCUGGGACUCUUCAGCUGCCACUGGACUCACAAGAAGGGCCUGAAGACCAGCAAGUGUGACUGCGCCUGGUUCUUCCUGCUCUUCUGCGUUGGCCUUCUUGCUCUGGCCUGGCUCUACGUGGCCCUCGUCACACUCAACGAUUUCCACAACCUCAACGAGUUUGUCUUCCAGAAGACAGAAUGGUGGCUGGACUGGUCAGUGGUGAUGCUCUCUGUGACCGCCACUCUGGUCACCUACUCCUCUCUGCUGCUGAUUUUGGCCCUCUGCCUUCAGCUCUGCCAUCAGCCCCUGAAGCUGCAUUGGCUCCACAAGGGCCUUCUGAUCCUGACUGCGCUGAUAGUAGUGACUGCUUUUGUGGGGCUGGAAAUUCAGUGGUCGGAGCAGUGGGAGAGUGCCCACAUUGCUCUACAGGCAACCGGCCCCUUCCUGCACAUCGGAGCAGUGGCGGGCUUGACGAUGCUUGCCUGGCCAGUAGCAGCCUGCUUCUACCACAUCUCCCAUGCAGCUCUCCGGGUGCUUCUCCUGCUCUUGUAUCUGGGCGCAACGCUGGCUUUAUACCUGGCCCCCCUGGGCAUCGACUCACCCUGCUUCCUGGAGCAGAGCCAGCUUCCUCCCAAACCAGCCCUGUUUGGGCACCGUGGGGCUCCCAUGCUGGCACCGGAGAACACCAUGAUGUCCUUCCAGAAGGCCGUCAACUGUGGCCUGAGUGUCUUAGAAACGGAUGUCCGAGUGAGUGCCGAUGGGAUCCCUUUCCUCAUGCAUGAUGAGACACUCUUACGGACCACAAAUGUCCAGGAGGUCUUCCCCACCCAAGCCCACGCCAAAGCCAACACCUUCAGCUGGACACAGCUGCAGCAACUUGAUGCUGGCAGCUGGUUUUUGCAGAAGCAUCCCUUCCUCACAGCCUGGAGCCUUUCGGAAGAAGAGAUGGCCCAGGCCAGGAGGCAGCACGUUGUGUCUCUGAAGGAGCUGCUGGCAGAGGCCAAGAGGCACCAGGUGUCUGUCAUAUUUGAUCUGAUGCCACUGGAGGACCCCCACUAUGAGCGCCUGGUCAACAUCACAGUGGAGACAGUUCUCCAAUCGGGCAUCGGCCAAGAGCUGAUUCUGUGGCUGCCUAAUCAGUUCCGGAAGCAGGUGAAACAGCAAGCGCCCGGGUUCCAGCACAUCUACGGCCUCGAAUGUUUGGUCAACAAGACCGUAAGGUUUCCGCGAGUCAACCUGGCUUACCAAAAACUGAGCAGCGCAGAAAUCAGCGAGUACCGCCGGAACAAUAUCUCAGUCAACCUGUAUGUGAUAAACGCUCCGUGGCUUUUCUCCCUCCUGUGGUGUGCCGGGACUUCUUCGGUUACCACCAAUGCCUGCCAGGUGCUACAGAAGAUGCAGCGCCCCACCUGGCUGCUGCCUCGGGCCACCUAUCGCAUGAUCUGGAUUGUGACAGACUGCGUCUCCUUCCUGCUGGUUCUCUCGGCUUUCUUGCUGCUAAAAAGAUGGUCUCGGAAAAAGGACUCAAAAGGUUCCAACUCAGAUGUGCUCCUGACGAAGAUCCACAGCCUCUUGUCCGAGUGAAGCAGAGCGCCCAGAAGCCCCGGAUGUUGCCCUCCCUCUUGCUAGUUUUGGCAGGGCUCUCCUCUUUCAAAUGUUUUUCUGGGAACAGCCCGUCCUUGGUGCUUGCUGGCAGCAGCUGCUGGGAUCUGUUUCAGGGGCCUGUGUUGCCACAGCCUAAAAAGAGCAGCUAGUGCAGAAGUUCAUGGCAGCCUGGAUGCUGCAUUUCUUCUUGCAAGACUGGAACCCGGGACCUUCCUCAGCAAGACCCAGAUCCCAGAAUUACUGUAGAGCCUCAGGACAGAAUUAGGGAGCUACCGACAAUUUUCUUCUGGAUGUGGGACUGGGAGGGAUCUUUGAAGUGCCCCCUACCAAUAAAGCUGUCUGUACGGGCUGGGAAACCAUGCUGCUGUAAACACUCAGUCCACUCCCAGGGAGGGCAAAUAAAAGUGGGGGCGCACCCUCUCAAUGC
Protobothrops mucrosquamatus (brown spotted pit viper) is the source of this 2092-nucleotide messenger RNA. It is a transcript of the gene GDPD2, whose product is annotated as glycerophosphodiester phosphodiesterase domain containing 2. Gene Ontology annotation, molecular function: glycerophosphodiester phosphodiesterase activity. The record is from RefSeq and is a predicted model, not a curated record. The coding region runs from base 25 to 1644 and encodes 539 amino acids. Lineage: Eukaryota; Metazoa; Chordata; Lepidosauria; Squamata; Viperidae. Gene Ontology annotation, biological process: lipid metabolic process. Gene Ontology annotation, cellular component: membrane. The transcript has 15 exons.